GUCCUCCUCCGCCCUCCAGUUCGGAGUCGGACUCAGCGGAGAUGAUCCGGUUGCAGGCCAACGCAUGGAUUUUCUCUAAUUAGCAGUGCUCGCCGAGUCCGUCCGGGCAGAGCCGCAUCGUUUCGGGGGUGAACUCGAAGAAUUUGGAGCCAUGAACAGCAACCCGCCGCCCCGCAGGGCUCUCAACGUCGGCUCCAUCCUCCUGACCCCGCAGGAGAACGAGUGCCUGUUCGGCUACCUGGGCAGGAAAUGCGCUACGCUGUGCUCGGCGGUGGUCCAGGUGUACGGCGCGGACCGCAGCUGCUGCUGGGUGAAGAGGUGCUGCGGCGUGGCCUGCCUCGUCAAAGACAACCCGCAGAGAUCCUACUUCAUCAGAGUGUUCGACAUCAAGGAAGGGAAGACCAUGUUUGAACAGGAGCUUUACCACAACUUCUCCAUCAGCAGCUCCAGAUCCUACUUCAUCUCAUUUACAGGCGAUACCUGUCAGGUCGGUCUGAACUUCGCCAGUGAAGAGGAGGCCAAACGAUUCCGAGCCGCCAUCAACGACCUGCUCAACCGACGACAACGCAAAACCGAGAAGAGAGGUGACCCUAAAAAUGGUCCAGCUCUGCACAUCGCCACCGUGGACAUCAAGAACCCGGAGAUCAACAACGUCAGAUUCCACAACUCCCACAGCCACCAGCAGCCAUACCUCCUCAACAACAUGCUGAGCCACAGCGGCUUGAACAGGAAGGACAAGAAGACCAAAGGCAAGAAGAAGAAGCUGACCAAGGCUGACAUCGGCACGCCCAGCAACUUCCAGCACAUCGGUCACGUGGGCUGGGAUCCAAACACAGGUUUUGAUCUGAACAACCUGGACCCUGAACUCAAGAACCUGUUCGACAUGUGCGGCAUCUCCGAGGCUCAGCUGAAGGACCGAGAGACGUCGAAGGUCAUCUACGACUUCAUCGAGAAGAAGGGAGGCGUGGAGGCCGUCAAGAACGAGCUGAGGAGGCAGGCACCCCCUCCACCCCCUUCUCGUGGUGGCCCCCCUCCACCUCCUCCGCCUGCACACAACUCGGCUCCACCCCCUCCGCCGUCCAGAGGGGGCCGGGGAGCCCCUCCUCCUCCCCCCCCUCCUCCGUCCAGAGCCCCCGCCUCAGCUCCUCCUCCUCCGCCUCCCUCCAGACCAGGAACUCUGGGUGCCCCUCCUCCUCCACCCCCUCCCACCCGGGUAGGUCACCAGCCCCCUCCUCCCCCCCACCACCACCACACACCAUCACCACCACCACCCCAACCCCCCCCCCUCCUGCUCCGUCUCUCUGCACUCCUCCAUCGCCCCCCAAGCCCCGCCUCCUCCGCCUCCCCCAUUGGCCCUGCAGCCGGCGGUAGCGGCGGCGGCGCCCCUGCUCCCCCUCCUCCGCGCCUCCCUCCACCCCCCCCUCCCGGCCCCCUCCACCUCCGAGCUGGACGUAGGCGGAGACUCUCCUCACUCGCCGACCCUGGUGGGAAGUCGGCGCUGCUGGAGCAGAUCAGAGUCGGAGCUCAGCUGAAGAAGGUGGAGCAGAACAACCGAGCGCCGGCCUCCGGCGUGGGACGAGACGCCCUGCUGGACCAGAUCCGACAAGGAAUCCAGCUCAAGACCGUGCCGGAUCAACCAGAGUCCGGUCCUCCGACGUCGGCGCCCACCGCGGGCAUCGUCGGCGCGCUCAUGGAAGUGAUGCAGAAGAGGAGCAAAGCCAUCCAUUCCUCAGACGAAGACGAGGAUGAUGACGAAGACGAGGACUUUGAAGACGAUGACGAGUGGGACGACUAGUGAAGAUUUCUUUACCCCAGGUCCCCCCCCCCCCCCCCACACACACA
Etheostoma spectabile (orangethroat darter) is the source of this 1842-nucleotide messenger RNA. RefSeq names its product WASP like actin nucleation promoting factor a (gene wasla). The record is from RefSeq and is a predicted model, not a curated record. Gene Ontology annotation, biological process: actin filament organization. Gene Ontology annotation, molecular function: actin binding. Lineage: Eukaryota; Metazoa; Chordata; Actinopteri; Perciformes; Percidae.